GGGGAUCCCUUACUAAGACAGAGCAGCUAACUACAGCCGGACUAAUUUAGCUGGGUAGGAAUGCCGAAGAAAAGCUUAUGGAACAUGUUAGGUUAUUGCAAGUGAAUAUACAAUGCCUUUGUGUUGAAUUUUUGAGAUCGGAACCACGAAACAAAAAGAAAAAGAAAAUAUUGCAAACAAUGCAGGUGUAGGAACAUCACAAUCAAUUACAAAUACAAGGAAGUCCUUCCUUAUUUCCAAUUACUCGUCCAGAGUCAAGCGAUACCACUAAUUAAUUUUUCAGAUCUUCUGUUUCAAGUUCCCAUUUCCUGAUUAUCAGAAAUCAUGUCUCUACAGCCAAAUAAGUAUUCACAAGAGGUGAGCGGGCGGGCUCAACGACCACGUGAGUUUCAAAUCGCCCCAGAAAGCGGUGCGUUCCUGUCUGCAAAGCAUCAAUACCUAGCCACCUUUAGGCACAUAGAAUGCACUACUAACAUAGGAUGCUCUACCUCUGCCUCUGUAGUCAUCAUGCCUCGUUCCAAGCAGGGAGACGAAAAAGGCCUCCGCCGAUGGAUGGAAGUUUGCAAUGGGGGCUGUAAUGAAAUGAAACUGCCCAAAGGAGCCAGCUCAGGGGGCUUUUCAAUUAGGGACAAGGCCAUCGAAGCUGCCUUGUACGAGAGCACCCAAACAAACUGUCAAACUCUACACUCGCAACGGUCAGGAGCUCCUGAGAUACUUAAUUCACGUGUAGUGUGGUCUACCGACUCGCCUAUUCCGGCCUAUUUCUCUCCAAGCCACAACGGUCUCAUACCUCACGGCCCCGAAGUAACGAUGGGGCAUCUAGCUCUCAUGCAGGUAAGGGGUCACAUAGACACCAUACAAGUUGAUUUUCAGACACCUCAGAGUUCAACCCAACGCUACAAAAGAGCAAUUAGUAAGUUUUUUAACAGAGUCAGGUGGGUCGGCUAAAACCAAGGGGCCAAUGUAGAGAAGCUGGUCUAUCAGGUAGUUUCAAAAUUUCCCCUUGUACAGGUGGUCAAUAUUAAGUCCUUAGUAAAUUAAAAGUUGUCAAAGACGUCUUUUCGAACAAGAAUAAUUACUACCCUUCUUUCUUAUCCUUAGACAAUGCAGUAUGG
Xylaria bambusicola is the source of this 1115-nucleotide messenger RNA. RefSeq lists its product as uncharacterized. The transcript has a single exon. The record is from RefSeq and is a predicted model, not a curated record. The coding region runs from base 325 to 948 and encodes 207 amino acids. NCBI's taxonomy places the organism in Eukaryota, Fungi, Ascomycota, Sordariomycetes, Xylariales, Xylariaceae.